AUGGAAAUUGUAGUGGAAAAGAACCAGGUUGAAGCAGUGAUUGACAAAAUUAUCGAGGAGGCAAGGACUGGGGAGAUUGGUGAUGGGAAAAUUUUCGUGAUCCCCGUCUCAGAUGUUAUAAGAAUUCGAACAGGUGAACGUGGGGAACAGGCAGAGAGGAUGACUGGUGGGCGAAGUGACAUGUUAUCUGCUGUAUGA
Sphenostylis stenocarpa is the source of this 198-nucleotide messenger RNA. Lineage: Eukaryota; Viridiplantae; Streptophyta; Magnoliopsida; Fabales; Fabaceae. The record is from the annotation of a GenBank genome assembly.